Molecule: messenger RNA, 1334 nt
Organism: Pogonomyrmex barbatus (red harvester ant)
Lineage: Eukaryota; Metazoa; Arthropoda; Insecta; Hymenoptera; Formicidae
Product: thyrotropin-releasing hormone-degrading ectoenzyme-like
Biological process (GO): peptide catabolic process; proteolysis
Cellular component (GO): cytoplasm; membrane
Molecular function (GO): peptide binding; metalloaminopeptidase activity; zinc ion binding
Source: RefSeq, a predicted model, not a curated record
CGAAUGCGAUGUCACUUACAAAACAUUGACUAGCAAGUGUUUGUUGUUCUACAAUUUUUUUUGAGUAUUAUGUUUCAUCUCAGCUAUUGGUUUCGUCGCCAGUGCUUGAUAUACUCUAGAUGAAAUAAGACGUUAUUAUAUACACACUUUUACUACUAACAGUUCUCGACGAUAACUUAUCAACUCUAAAUUAAUUAUUACAAGAAAAUGUAAAUUUAAUUAAGCAUUCAAUUUUUAUAAAUACAAGAAAUUUAAAGUGAAAAUCAUGAUGAAAUUAUUAAAACAGCUUUUAAGUAUUUAUUUAUUUAUCGCUGUAAAAACUGCUACUGACAAUGAUUUUAAUAAUGAUUAUAACACAUACACUAAAAUACGUCAUCAUUCCAAUAGAGGAAUAAUAGACACAAUGCGUUAUGAUGUUCAAUUAAUACCACUUAUCAAUGUAGAGGACUUUUACGACAGGAAUAUUUAUGGUAGAUUCGUAUCAUAUAUUAACGAUCAGCUGGAAAAAAACUUUAUUUAUUAUGGUGAAUCUACCAUAUUUUUUAAAGUUAAAAUUAAGACAAAUAGCAUACGUUUGAAUGCGUUAAACAUGGAAAUAGAAGAAGACGCGACACAAGUGAUUUUUUCUUCCGAUGGUAUUAAUGAUAUAAUUUAUACACCAAUAAUGCAAUUACAUGAUAUAGAAUCAGAAACUAUUAUUCUUUAUUUUAUUGAUAAUUUCGUACCAUCUUAUUCUUAUCGCCUAAUCAUAAAAUUUGUCAGUAUUAUAACUAAUAACACAGCAGGCUUCUUCCAAAUGUCCUACAUAAAUGAAACAGGAGGAAAUGUGAAUAUGAUCGCAGUAAUCGAUUUACGAGUACCUGGAGCUCAUCUUGCAUUUCCAUGCUGGGACCAAUCGGAUUUCAAAACUAAUUUUACCAUUUCUAUAAAAUUUAAUGAAAAUUACAUUGCUCUGUCGAACAUACCGAAUGUCGAAAAGAUUACGGAUGACGAUAUAGUUUUUACAUAUUUCAAUUCGACUGAUAAUACAUCCCCUUAUAUCAUAGCGUUUAUAUUGUCGGAUCUCGAACGUGUGUCUGAUGAAAACUUCGAACAGCGUUUCAUCGAUAUGUGGUGCAGACCAAAUGUAGUAGAACAAUUAGAAUAUGCACUGAACAUUGCCAAGAACAUAAGCUUAGCAAACUUAAAUUACGAUUUCUUCGCUGUGCAUUCAUUAUUAGAUCUUAUUGUAAUUCCUGAUUUUCAAGAUAAUAUCAUGGAAAGUUUCAGACUUUAUUUUUUAUAAUGAGGCAGCUAUUAUUUAUACUGAAACAUUAGAUUCGUUUGACACGAAA